This is a messenger RNA of Puccinia graminis f. sp. tritici CRL 75-36-700-3, 324 nucleotides long. RefSeq lists its product as uncharacterized. The record is from RefSeq and is a predicted model, not a curated record. Lineage: Eukaryota; Fungi; Basidiomycota; Pucciniomycetes; Pucciniales; Pucciniaceae. The transcript has 2 exons. Bases 1 to 303 code for a protein of 100 amino acids.
AUGGGCACCAAGACCAUGUCCAUCUUUGCCGUCAUCCUCACCCCGAUCAACAUCGCCCAGAGCUACCUGACAUCCAGCCAGCGCGCCCGAGUAAGCGCAGGCAGCCUCCCCGAAUCGGUCAUCGAGCAACUCGUCGAGUUAUCCGGGCGCACUCUGCAGUAUAAGGAGAUGGUCGUCGUCGUCGAUUACACCGUCGUUUCCUGGAUCAUCUUGAUCCUUCUCCUCAUCGGGAUUGCCAUUGAAACCUCUAAAUUCUCUAAACCCGAAUACGGAGACAGUACGAAAGAGGAACUGAGCGCAUAAUCCAGGACUUCUACAAGAGAA